AUGUCUCAACCAAUCGUCCUCUACGAUAUAGCCAUGGCUGGAGAAUCACCCUCUGAGAAGGCCUGGUCACCCAACUCCUGGAAGACGCGGAUUCUGCUCAACCUGAAGGGCCUGUCACACAGAACCGAGUGGAUGACCUUCACGCAAACUCCGAAGACUAUUUCCGCACUGGGUCUUGGGCCACGCGAGACUUCGGAUCCGCGCAAAUACACCGUCCCGACCAUCUACGACCCCUCUACGGACCGCGCGGUGAUGGGCAGCCAGGCUAUUGCCAGAUACCUUGAGGACCAGUACCCAGACUCGCCGGCAGUUCUUCCGGCGGGCACGCGCGCGUUGCAGGCCGCGUUCUAUAACGAGAUUUCGGAGGCGCUCAUCGUGCCUAUCUUCACGUCGCUGGUUGGCAAGCACCUCGAGAAGACUCAGGACGUCGAUCGCGACUACUUCCGCAAGUCCCGCGAGAUCAUCUUCGGCUGCACGUUCGACGAGAUAGCGCCUAAGGGCGAGAAGGUGCAGGCUGCGUUGGAUCAGAUCACCUCUAUUCUCGGCCGUGCUGCGAGUUACAUUUCGGAGGGCCGAGGGAGGUUCGUCGGAGAGAACCGACCGCUGAACGCGGAUGUAAACCUUGUCGCGAUGCUGAUCUGGGCGACGACCGUCGGCGAGGGCACCGCGGUGGCCAAGACGGUCCUCGAGGCUGAUGGCGGUCGCUGGGCGGAGUACAUGCAGGCUUUCGAAAAGUGGAAGUCGUUCCAUUGA
Molecule: messenger RNA, 753 nt
Organism: Peniophora sp. CBMAI 1063
Lineage: Eukaryota; Fungi; Basidiomycota; Agaricomycetes; Russulales; Peniophoraceae
Source: the annotation of a GenBank genome assembly